UUGAGAAAUAAACAGCCCUAUAACAAUCUUUUAUAGGUCUACAUAAUAUAGAGCUCUUAAGCUCGGGCUUAAUCGCACAAUCAGGUUAAAGUGCAUGCAUUAUUUUAAUGAACAGUCUAUGAACCUAGAAAAAUGACUAAUUUCGAACCCGGAGACUACGUUACACUCAGCGUUGGAGGGGUGGAGUACACGACCACCGUUUUAACAUUGACAUCAUUCACAGAUUCGAUGCUGGGAGGGAUGUUUAGUGGCCGAAUUGAGGCAAAAAGAGACCAUGCCAAAGGCCAUUAUCUUAUCGACAGGGAUGGUGAACUUUUCAGGUACGUUCUAAACUUCUUAAGGAAUCGAACGCUGGGUAUUCCGGAAGAUUUUAAACAACUUCAUAUGCUUCUAUUAGAAGCAGAAUUUUACCAGAUAGAACCGAUGUGUGAUGCCCUUCGACAAUUGCUGCAAAAGCCAGAUCCCGAGGUAAUCGAAAUUCAGGUUAGAUCGUUCCAAGAUGCAAAUCAAUGGAGUCAAGGUGUUUGGAAACAUGAAGGGAGCAAAGCAAACGAGUUUCAUAGAUGGAAAAUAUACGGCUUAAAAGAGACCCUCGGGAAGGUAUCUUGUCUCGAAAGCAUAUUGAUUAAAAAACUUAAAGGACUAUCAACUACUCCUCAAGGAGACAUCGAAAAAGGUUCCAUGCGAUUGGAAUUUCUUGAAACUGCGUUUCACGAUCAAACAAAUACACCCGAGGGUUUCGGUCGCUCAAAGAUGUUCCUAGAGAUUGGGAUGCUUGGGUUCACGCUCAAAGCAACAGACACCCACUGGCCAAGUUUGCCACACAGUAUUAACAAUUAUACAAAUUCCGAUGCAUAUCGGGCAUUGUGGCAACAAUGGAUAUUCACUAGAGUGUAAUAUUGCGUCAGAGACGGAAAAGAACAGGAUGCAAAAACAUAACACUAGUGAAUAUUCUUCAUUCCCUCCCAAGUAAUUAAAAAGAAAUGAUUGAAAGAUGAUUAUAUUAGUUAAAUUAAAGAAAAAACAAAGAACAAAUGUAGACUCCGUUCACAAAAUAUCAUUUUUUGCACAUCAGGCGUCUUUAAGAUAAUUUAAGUAUACUAAUUCAUCAUCACAUCACCACCUCCACCGACAUCGUCAUUGUCUUCAUCAUCAUCAUAUUAUAACCAUCGCCACGAUCAUCGCAUUUUAUUAAUAUCUGCCCAUCAUCGCAAUCUUAUCAUCAUCAUCUUCACCACUACCACCACCACCACCAUCAUCAUCAUCAUCAUCAUCACCAUCAUCACCAUCAUCAUCAUCAUCAUUCACCACCAUAAUAGUAAUUAUCAUUUAUUUUCAUACACCUCUUCCUACUUUCCCCAUCAUCAUCGUUUUCAUUAUCAAAAAACCUUUCGUUAAUAUUUGAUAUGGUCAAAAUCUUGAAAAUGUGACUACUCUCCUCAGGGGCGGCGGAGCCGAGGCGCACUUGCCCCCCCCCCAUCAUUCCAUGUAGGGAAAAAAAUGCAUGUCUUUUUCAAGUGCCCUUUUUCCAAAAUGAACUGUGCCUUUUCUCACAAUGAAAUACUAUUAUUGAAGUAAAACAAUACAUUUUGGGUAAGAAAAUCACACAAUUUUUGGCUUUCGCUUCGCGUACUCAUUCUGUCCUUGGUUACAAAAAGUGCUUAGAAUUUCCAGUUUUCAGAUUUGAAUUUUCAAAACCGCUCGCUCACUACAAUCACUCGCGGAUAAAAUAAACCCUAUCAGAUAUCACUUCAAAAAUAACUAAAAACAAAACUAAUUCACGCAGAUGAUAAUAUCAUGAUGAAAAUAUCCGUUUACAACAUCAUGCUCAUUUUGACAUAUCAUAAGCGCUUUUUUGCUCUAAUUGCCCCCCCCCCAGCGAAAUUACGUUUCACCGCCCCUGACUGUCCCAAUGUCAUGUUCAAAUGUGGUUUCGCGGUGAUACUCAAUGAAGUAUACCAACUAAAUAUUCUUGUCAACAGUUCGAUUAAUCAUCGAUGUCAUUAAUGAAAUAAAAACAAUACAGUACAAUACAAUACAAUUCAAUUCAUACAAUUAAAAGAUUGAUGGCUUCAUUUUCAUAGAGAUAUUACAGUUAAAAUUAGUAUGAUUAAAAUGCCUUGGGAGAUCAAACUCAAAUAAAAAUAUGUACAUCCCGAACUUGAUCUCUGUUGAUCAUCUACGUACAUCGAUCAUUUAUUUUUUUUACCAGUGCGAGAAAAAAUUACCUUCCCCAUUGUCUUUUUAAACGGUGAGUUAUACUAAAUUAUUAUUGUUUACAAGAUGAGAAUAAUUGCGCGCAUGCUCAUCUUCAUAAAAUCGACUACAACUUCCAUCAACACAAUAUACUACUACUACUACUACUACUACUACUACUACUACUACUACUACUACUACUACUACUACUACUACUACUACUA
Molecule: messenger RNA, 2420 nt
Organism: Lytechinus variegatus (green sea urchin)
Lineage: Eukaryota; Metazoa; Echinodermata; Echinoidea; Temnopleuroida; Toxopneustidae
Product: BTB/POZ domain-containing protein KCTD17-like
Exons: 3
Coding region: 133-897 (254 amino acids)
Biological process (GO): protein homooligomerization
Molecular function (GO): protein binding
Source: RefSeq, a predicted model, not a curated record